CUGUCUCCCUGUCCAGCCUGGGAGGGUGCCUGCACCUGAAUGCAGUACUGUCCAGGCAGCAUCAUACUCUAACCAGUGCCAGGGAUGCCUCAGCCACAGCACCAGUUACCCCAGAGUGUGAGCCUCAGACAGGACACCAGCCCAGAAUGCAGUUUCCAACAUGCCUUGCACAGUCUCAGCCAUGCUGAUUGGAAGGCUACAAGGGAGUGAAGUGGUUUGCAGGACAGGGCUCUUGUGACCCUCAGUCAAGUCCCUGUGCAGCUAGCCCAGGUUGCCAGGGUGAGGAGCAGCCCUGUGCCUCCGCUGGCCCUGGUCUUCCAUUGUCCUCUGCUGAGGUUUGGAUUUCCCCAGCACCCUGCAAAAUCCCACUCUCACUUUUCCCCUCUUUCCAGAGUUCCUGUAGAGGCACACUUGAAGGACAUUGAACUAGAGAAUGCCAAACACACCUUGGUUGAGUGAGCCCCACACAAGUGGAUCUGGCACCGUCCACAUCCUAAGAUAGGUGGUCUGAGUUGACAGCAAGCACCUUGGAAUUUGUGACCAUUGUCUCGUCUGUCCCUGGGAAAUUAUGAACAUCCUGGUGGUCAACCCAUUGAGGAAAUGGAUUUGGAUCAGCUGGACCUUAAUCCCAGAAUUAUUGCUGUGGUCAAGAAAGCCAAACUGAAAUCAGUAAAGGACAUUCUGCACUUUUCUGUACCAGACUUGCAAAGACUGACCAACCUGUCUAGCUCUGAUGUCCACCACUUGCUAAAAGCAGCCUCCUCACAUCUUCGGGGCAGACACAUACUUACAGCGCUGCACCUGCUCCAGCAGAGGGAUCACUUCCCUGCACAACACCAGCGCCUGAGCCUAGGUUGCCCUGUUCUGGACGGCCUGCUGGGAGGUGGCCUGCCCCUGGAGGGCAUUACAGAGCUGGCUGGCCGCAGCUCAGCAGGGAAGACCCAACUGGCACUACAGCUCUGCCUGGCUGUUCAGUUCCCACGAUGGCAUGGAGGCCUGGAGGCCGGGGCUGUCUACAUCUGCACCGAGGACAUCUUCCCCAGCAAGCGACUGCAGCAGCUCAUCUCACAGCAGCAGCAACUGCGCACAGACGUUCCAGGAGAGGUGGUUGAGAAGAUCAAGUUCAGUAAUCAGAUCUUUAUCGAGCAUGCAGCUGAUGUGGACACCUUGUUGGAGUGUGUGAGUAAGAAGGUCCCUGUCCUGCUGUCAAGGGGCAUGGCCCGCCUGGUGAUCAUUGACUCAGUGGCAGCCCCGUUCCGCUGUGAAUUUGAUAGCCAGACCUCAGUCCUCCGGGCCAGGCAUCUGCAGUCUCUGGGGGCUGCACUACGCCAGCUGAGCAGCACCUUCCGGAGCCCUGUGCUGUGCAUCAACCAGGUGGGAGAAGCCAGCAGUGGUCAAGAGCUCAGGCCCAGAAACCCAGGGAAAACAGGCAGAUGGGUAGCAGCUGUGAGGUUCACUGCAGCUGACCACCACUUGGCAUUUCCAGGUGACAGAGGCUGUGGAGGAACGAGGCUCAGAGCUUGGGCCACCAGGGUGAGUGCAGGCACCAGGAGGUGGGGGAGGAUACGCAAUGUGUUUGUGAGCAACAGCAGCAUUUCUCAUGUCUUAGACCCCUGGACCAGCAUCUCUCUCCAGCCCUCGGCAUCACCUGGGCCAACCAGCUCCUGAUGAGACUGAUGGUCGACAGGUCCCAUGAGGAGGGGGCCACCCUGGGCUGGCCCAGCAGCCCAGCCCGGACCCUGCGGGUGCUCUUUGCCCCUCACCUGCCCCCCUCUUCCUGCUCCUACACAGUUAACUCAGAAGGGGUGCGAGGGAUGCCAGGGACCACAUCCAGCUAACACAGCAACACCUGUGGAGCAACUUAACCAGACCCUGUGGAGCUGUGAUCUGGCCAAGCCCUUAAAACCAUCCUUGUGGGCACUCAGCAAUAUGCUUCCAGGAACUCUGGUGGUACCUGGCGACCUGGGGUGCUCUGCUCGGGCUUUCUGUCCCCUCCCUGGGUUUUGUCCAACCAGCUUGCCAGGCCUUGACACUUAUCUCCAUAGUCUGUCACUCAGAAGACAGAUGACUUGCCAGGCACUGACAGCUCCUGGAGAUGUCUCCACAGUGGCUCCCACAAGGUCUCUUGCUCUAUCCUCAGCUUUCCCCACAAACCUCCUGGGCAAAGACUGGGCUCAGCAGCUUGCCCAAUGGGGUAUCCCUUCCAAAGACACCCUCCCCAUUGUUCAGGCCAUAGUGGGCUACAGUGAGGCCCCUCAGCAUACACUUUAUCCCCAAAGAUGGUGCAGAGCAGAAGAAACACGUCAAGCAGACCUCAGGCUGUGGGCUCAGAAGAAUCAAGGUAGGAAUAGGACUGACCUGACCUUUGCUCACCUCAGGCACCCCUAGAACACAAGCAAUUUUGUGCAGCUUAUAAAAAAGGACAUAAGGAAAUGGGAAGCAGUAUCUAGCUCAUGUGCCCCCUUCCCUAUCCCCCAAGCCUAGGCCUGUGGUGAGGAGAUCCAGCAACUCUGGUCCAGCACACUGAAGGAAAACAUGCAGGAUGCCUGGUGUGGCCACCUGCACAGACCCAGCUAGAAGCAGAGCUGCCUGGAAACAUCUGGCUGUGGACUCCAGAAUCUGACCACAUCAUUGUGGAUGUGAGGCCCAGUGCUGUGGCUGUCUUGAUUCCCACCUCCCCCCUCAUGCUUCCACUUCCAGAGCCUUCAGUAAGGAGACCUGUCUGCAGAUGCCCUACAGCUCGUGAUGUGUGCCCUCUUCAUGACUCUGGGUCAGACACUGUCACUUGUCCCCUCCCCCCUAGGUAGGGAAACAGACACAGACCAGCCAAGUGGCAGAUACCAUGACCCCCCUGUAGGGGAGGAAGGGUCACCCUAGGGCAGCACAGGCCCUGCAGCCAUGCAGACUGGUUGCCAGGGCGGGACCACUCCAUGUGGAGUACAUCAGGUUUUUCAGAGCCACCUAUGGCUCUGAAAGGUUAAGAACCUAGCAGAGGCUGGCGCAGUGGCUCAACUGGUAGAGUGCUGAGUUCAAACCCUGUACCAACAAAAAAAAAGAACCUGGCAUAAAGAUGAGACAAAGCUGUUUGGGGUUGGUUGGUUGGUUGGUUACAAAACAGCUUUUCUGCAAACAUGCAGGGAAUUCACACCAGAAAAUAAAACUUUAUUUUUAUAAUUACAUAUAAACAAUUCCAAAUGACUUUUCUAGGUAAACUGUACUGACAAUUAGAGAACAAAUUAUAGAUCAAAGGUGGAGAAACAUUUAAUAGUGGCCUCACUCCUGGAGGUGCAGAAGUGACCACAUCCACCUGCUGAGCUGAGGGGCUACCCCACCAGGCUGUCCCCUGGGAGCCCCUGAUCCUACUGGGGUCUUUGGCUAGAGACCCUCCCUCCUGUCCCCUAGGUAAGGUGAUUAAUCAGGGACCAGACAGCCGAGCCCCUCAGGGCCAUUUCUUCAUCACCUUAUAAAACACUAGAGACACUUGAGUUCUUCCCCAGGGUUGGGAAGCCACUUACAGUCUCCGAUGGAUCAGACUGGGGUGGCUGUGCUGUGUGCUAUACUGUAUGAGUUGACCACUCGCCUUCACUCCAUGCGUCAAGUACGUCUUACAGUUUUAGAACCAAUCACGGGCUCACACUGCUUAAAAGUAAAUGCACACAUGGAACAUAGCAGGCACUAGUGCACAGUCUGCUUCCCAAGGAGGUUCCAGGAAGUUAUGACCACAGAAAGUAUUCUACAGCUUAUAAACAUUUAUCUCUAGCAAUUGUUUAAUAUAAAUUACUAUAUAGAUUUCUAAUUACAUGACAUUCCCAGAGCUUUCUGACCAAAUGGAUUUUUUUUUUUAUUCCAGAAAAUUACCUGACACCCCCACCCACCACACACACAUAUACACACACUGUAAAAUCCUGGAACCAGGUGCUGCCUAGCGCCCCCAACCACUUACAUGCUUUCCUGCCACUUACACCUCCCACAGAAAGUCUCUAGGGAUGGUUACUGCAUAUGAAGCCACUGUGGAGUGACCUCUGCUCUGUGUGCCACUGGUAGGGGACUCACAUUUGACAAACUAUGAAGAAACAGGUAUAGCUUUGACUUAGGUCCCCUCACCAUAAGGGAGACACUGAGAAGGAACACUGGCCACCAUUUCUCUUCUGGGAAUACUUAGGUACAGCCCACGGGGGCUGUGGCAUGGCUCACAUGAUAGAACACUCAAGGCCCUGGGUUCAAUCCCCAGCACCACACAAACACGAAAAGUGCAAAGAGAAACAGGUUACAACCACCUGGUGAGAUUACCAAUGGUUCCAUCUAGCUGCACUCAGUACUGAAGUAUCCAUCUAUGUGCCCUAGCUUCUUCCACCCCCAACACUUCCCCACCAAAGGUAACUGACCCACACAGCACUGGGCUAGCGGCUGAAGCCAGUGUCCACAGGUCCACCACACAAAAUGGGCUGUUCCAUGCAACCUGGGGGGCCUAAAAUUCAGUCCUAUAGUUAGCCCUAGAUUCAUUCCUCCCCAUGGCAUCUGUCUUUCCAGAGAACCAAGUGCACGUUUUGAUGUAGUAGUAGCUUCCCUGUGGAGAAGCAGGCCAGGACUAGAGUGGUAGGCACUGUGUUCUUGCUGGGUUGUGGACAUAGCAGCACCUGAAACCCACUCUGCCCAGAGGACUGCAUGAAUAUGCAGAGCCGAGGCACCUUCUGAAAGGAUGGAGUUUAAAUUUCUGAUUCUUAA
This is a messenger RNA of Castor canadensis (American beaver), 4725 nucleotides long. It is a transcript of the gene Xrcc3, whose product is annotated as X-ray repair cross complementing 3. The record is from RefSeq and is a predicted model, not a curated record. Gene Ontology annotation, molecular function: ATP-dependent DNA damage sensor activity; ATP binding; four-way junction DNA binding. Gene Ontology annotation, biological process: double-strand break repair via synthesis-dependent strand annealing; t-circle formation; telomere maintenance via recombination. Lineage: Eukaryota; Metazoa; Chordata; Mammalia; Rodentia; Castoridae. Gene Ontology annotation, cellular component: Rad51C-XRCC3 complex; replication fork.